AUAUUGUGUGUAAUAUAUAUAUAUAUAUAUAUAUAUAUAUUCAUACAUGAAAAUAAUGCAGCACUAUACGAUGAAUAGAGCACUUCUUGGAAUUGUAAUGAGGGCCUUAAGCAGUGCAUUGUUUCAUAAAAAAACUAUUUUCUUAACGAAAUAUGAAAUUUCAUUUCAGCUUAUUACUUCGCUGCCGCUCUGUGCGUUAUAUUGGUAGUGGACUUUUGGCUUAUGAAUUCCUUCAUUGCAUUGUAGUCCUGCCAACAUAAACUGUACUACAUAUUUAGUUUACGUUUAGUUAGGAUCCGUUUCUUUUCUUGUCCCACAAGCACUUGUUUGACGGACAUGUAUGAAGCUGUGGCGCAAAACUGACACCUCUGCUAACGUGAGGUCUCAAUUAAUUUUUUCACACUAGCUAGCUCGCACCAGCGACCUCUAUGAUCUACAGCAGAAAUUCUUUGUAGCGAGAAGAAAGCGCGCGAAAGUUCGAGAUAUCCAUGUGACGACGUCUGGUUUGGCUCUCUCGCCGAGUGCCGUCUUAGCCGUUCGACCGGUUGUUUGUCAGUGGCAUAACGUUGGUGCACUGGUACUAGCCACUACCUCAAUUGUCGCUGUCUUGCAUCGUGGUUCCCACAACGGCUUACUGCUCCUCCAUGCCGGUUGAUCCGAAUCACUGUGCCAAACUCGACCAUAGCGGUUAUGUGAUUCGCCAUUGGCCUGAGUGUCUGCCAAGCGUGCAGUUCUGACAGUUAACGUAAAUUUGCUGCUGGCUGGAUGCUUACUCGGUGCUAUUGUAGGGCGCCACCCGUUCGAACACGUCCCCUCCAUUUUACGUCCAUGGGUGACACGAUCGCUAUGCUCCAUACGCAUGAAGAAGAAAAAACCUAUCAACAACGGUCCAACGCUUUGAAAUCCUCGAAAACAAUCCACUCACAAGCAGCAGCUAGUCGGUGGCGAGCACUGCAGACUGUCGAGAGCUGAUUGACAGGGAGUAGGCUAUACCAGUUAGUUUCCACUGAAAAGCUCAGCGCUUGCUCGUCUUUGUAUCUGGGUAGCUGCCUUAUGCAGAUGGCGGUUGUGGAAAUUGCGUUCAAUGUAAAUAUAUUGUAAAACGAAAAAUCUAAAAUAAGUGCUACAGUUACAAUCAAAUCAUAACUGGAAGGUUGCCGGCGGAUUGAGCAUUCAUUGCUAAACUGUACAAAGUAGAAUUGGUGCGGACGUCAAAGAAAUACCAUGGUCGAAAUCUAUGCUAAAAUCGCGAGCCGAGUGAUAGCUUAAUUUGUGCAAGAAGUGCGAAAAAGUUUGCCGGUAUUAUUGAAUUUAUUGUUAUUAUUGAAGUGAAUUUAUUAUGUCUAAUAAAAUAUUGGCUGGCAAGUCGGAGUCAACUAACAGACUUUUUAGUGAAAGCUUUUGACUCUCUAUUUUCACGCAGUACAGAGAAUAGCUCUGGGUUCUAAAGCAUUUCUACUUCCAUGUAAGUAGUCGGCUGCAAUGAUCAAGCAGGCGUGAACUUAACUUUCUAAUAGAUCUCACUGACAACAGCAACGACGGUAACACGCCUUUGUGGCCUUUUUCGGAGCGCAGCAUAAGCUGUGAAUCCGCUAGCUUGGACAGAACAUUGUUCUCGUUAUCAAUAGCCGCAGCUAUCAUAUCAUAAUCGUAUACAUAAUCGUUCAACAUAAUCGUUGAACGUAAUGGCGGUGGGUCGAGUAAGCAUCGCCCUAAUAGGACUCGCAUGCACUGUCCUAAUAGUGGCCCUCUGGUUUGGUAAGCAUGAAGAAAAUGAGACACAGAAGCGGCUACAACUUAUUCUCGAAGGACUUCUCAAUACGGAAAAGCAGAUUCGCGUAGCUCCUUCAACUCGGAUCGCAGUUGGUUUUGGAUCCUGUCGCGACCUGAUUAUCCCUUCAAGACAACUCUUUCGAAAUUUACAAGCACCGAAUGACCCUCAAAAUCACGAUGUGAUCAACACGCAUGAUGAACUUCUCGAAACUUUCACAUACUACUUCAAGCACGGGGCUGCGGCGGAACGAUUCGUGGCUAAUGCAACGUUAUUCCGAGAAAUUCUCCAAAAGGCUAAAGCGGCAGCAGACGCCCGUUUUCACAUGGGUGGUAAUGCUGCACUCAUGGCGACUCGGUUCGCUAAAGAAGGCGCUGAGGUUUUACUAGGGGCGCACAUGUCUAGCGAUCUACGUGAGCAAAUGCUUGAAGGGGUUACGGUUACCGGUCCCCAAGUGGACGAGGACGACCACCAUCUUCUUCUCGAAUAUUCCGCAGGUGAAAAGUUCGUCCAGUACCAAGCACCUCGAGCCAAUAGGUUCAUUAUUCACAACGACCAUGCCAAUCCUCGUCUGGGCUCUGUUGAAGGUUUUAGCGAGAAGAUGGUCAACUUUUCUCCAUCAUUGUUCGUCCUUGGAGGUGUUCAAAUGAUGGACAACUUCCCUUUCCAAGAAGGACAACUUGACAGGGCAAUGAAUCGCCUACUGACAGUGCUUGAGGAAGUUCCUGAUACGGCUGCCGUCCACUUCGAGAUGGCCUCAUACGUCGAUGCAGCAUUAAUGCUCCGGAUCAUACAUCAGGUCUUGCCAUUGACGCAGUCACUUGGAAUGAACGAGCAAGAAUUGCCUAAUCUUAUUUCAUUGCUGAAGUAUGAUAACAUAUCGUACGUGGCAGAUAGUUACCCCCGGGUUGCUACCGUCCUGGACCAAAUAAGAGAACUUUUCCGUUUACUUCAUUCAUCCAAGCCACAAUCUCGACCGCUUUCACGAAUUCACAUUCACACUUUGGCUUUCCAAGCCAUUCUUCGGGUAAUAAAAGACCCCAAAAACGCCGUCCGAGAGUGGAAAGCCACAAGGGCUUCUGCUGCAAAGGCUGCUUUAACUGCCCAUCGGCACACCUGUGGUUCGCACGAAAUCGAUGUCAAUCAGGCAAAGAUCAUUAUGGACGACUCAUUCACGACAACUAAUGGGCCUAACCGAAAGCGUAUUCCAUUUAUGCCUGAUGAUCCUGUCCGCUGUUGGAAUGAGGACCUAGAUGGACCCAAUGUCGAAAUUGAAUUCUGCGUGGCGCCUGUUUUAGUGUGUACGCGGGUACUGCAAACUGGCGGUGGAGGUGACAAUGUCAGCGCGGCUGGACUCGUGCUACAAGCGUAGACCAGAAGCAAGCUCACACCCUUACAGAUUAUUAGAAAUUGGCAUGGAGAUGCUUUAAUUCACUGAAUAGAUAGAGCACUUUCACGGCGUCCUUUAAUGCAGAGAUAAUAGAAGUCCUUUUUCUUCUAGGUUUGAUAUAGGGUAUAUGAAGAGGGCCUGUUCUUUUGCCAACCGUUUUUUGCAAAAUUUCUUUUGUAAACCAUGAAGACAUCGUGUCAACUAAUAGCGGAUCUUAUCUAUGGGAGAAAACAGUCCUUUGAGGUGCCUUCUCAAGGUUAGCAAGUAAAAUGUUUCCCUGGCUGAUCCUAGGCCUAGAGUGCCUUAUAGCUUUCUGGUUCUGCAGUCUUUUAAACACGACUACGGAAAGCCGUAAAGUCUGCACAUUCGGCCUCGUAAACGCACCAAGCUAGCAAGUGGUAUUUUGUUUCUAAGUUGGAUCAAAAAAAUAAUGUAGUUUAAAGGCCAACGCAUAUAGGUAUUGACAAGAUAAAUGUCUAAAAAUAUCAUGGAGAUAGAGACUAAUCUUAGGUUUUUUCAAUCUUCAAGGUGAGUUUUUUUUAGGCUUUUAUUCUUUACACCCCAAUCUUUUGUAUAUACCGAAAUUAAUAACUUAGUAGUAUUUCUUGUUGUUUUUAAAUCUUUUUAAGCUGUUUAAACUGAAUUACAUUCUCCAAUCAAAGUUAUAAGGAACUACUUGGAGGAUACCAUGUAGGUUUCAGGAUACUGACAUCAGCUGAGAAAUAUCGUCCUGAAGUUCUGUGGUUACGUAACUUGUGAUAUGGAUGCACUUAGCGGAGAGCAAAUAACUCUACUGUCAUGUUACACUGCACAGACGAAUACUAGGUACCGUUGACAAAAAAGGAACCGUCGAAAGUGACAGUUAGCUGCAUUGUGUAAGUCUACUGCGCGCUCGUUAAAAACAAAGAGGCUGUUAUGUUAAAUGUAAACAAAACUCUAUCAAUUAUUAGAAACAAUUUGAUGUCAAAAAGUUCAACUACAGUGGUUGUGAAAUAAAGUUCGUGGGAAUAGCUAAAACUGACAUGUUACAGCCGCCGAACAUCUAGGGUAUAUGCUUUUAAUGAACAAAAUCAAGUGCCGAGUAAAUGGAUAAAUGGCAAAUAUAUGAAACAAUUUAAAGAACUACUAUUUGCAAGCAUGCAAAUCGAUCAUUUCACUGCUCUUUACGAGAUUAAAGGCGCACUUACGCCUUUGUUAGACCUACAGGUUUUUUGUCAUCUAGUUGUCAAUAUGUGCGUAUAAGACUGUAUAUGCAUGAAAGUCGAUGCAUAGACAGUGUUAGGAAGUACUUUCCUAACUGCACAUUGACCUUCUAAUUAGCCUAUUUUGGCAUGACUUGCCGGAAUUACCAACGUUUGUAUUUUAGGGCGAAACUGGUUCGAGCACCCAAUGCCUACAGUAACCGUGCUUAUUAGCUUGCUUAUUUAAUCUGUUAUUUUUCGAUUUUUCCGCACACAACUAUGAUAAACGUUUUUCCAAACGUCGCAAGUUAAACCGAAGUUGUUAUUACAUUAGGCAUUACUUUGUAUCGUAGACGGCAGAUUAAGCCUCGACCAGCGAUGGUCGUAUGGCAUUGCUGAAACCACUAUUUGAGAUAUCGAAAAUGGAUUUCAAGUAAUUAUGCUGAAUAUCGUAGAUCAUGUUGACACCAUGCUAACCUGUUGAGUCGAUCAGGCAGAUCCAGUGACACGAUAUUAAACACGAAAUAUGACUCUGCUACACGAAGCCUGGAACGCACUAAUAAGCUGUUUAUACAGGUGGACAUAUUAUACAUAGUAAAAGAUCAUCUGUUCAUAUGUGUUAUUUAACCGUAGUAUUUCACAUCCCGCGUAAAAAUGAUUGUUAAGCAGUUUCUGCAGGGCCGGAAAACUCUAAUUCACAGAAGAAUAAAUAAAUCUAACACAACUGGGUUUACUUACUUAAAUUUUCAUUAUAUUUUUUUUGUAGAUAGUUCUACAUGGAGAAAACGCCUCACAGCUGGUUAUAAGCUAAGGCUAUAGUUAGAAAAGAAACAGGUUUCCAUAUUGAUAAAUACGUUUGAUAGGUAGCGAAGAUAUCUCGUUCUGUAACCAAUUGAAGUCUUGUUGAAAGCACGCACACUUACUUUAAUUCAACGGCAGAUUGAUUCGACUCCGACAUUCAGGCACGAAUAUCUAGAUACAAGGUUACUGAUGGAAGUGUCUUCUACCGCUGAUAUGUUAAUGUUUGAAAUUCGAGAGGUAACACAUGAUCACAAUGAGUCGCUAUUCAAUAUCGUAUUAAAAUACGUUGACUUAUUAUGAUUUACCUAGUUACACGUUUAUGUAAAAUCCCAGUAAAAUUCGCAAUACACAAGUAUGAUACCUAUAUGGAAUUAGUAGACCUAACACAUCAGAUGCUUUGCCUCUGCCUCUGCCCCACCUAUCCUCGGCGACACCGAACGCAUCCGCGCAGGUAUGUAUUUAAACUAACCUAAUAAUAAUGAAUACACAUGGCCACAUUUGUUUUUUCGUCUUGUUCCGUCGUCGUGGAGCGUAAACAAACUUAGAUGACAAUGAUGAUGAUUUAUUACCAUUAUUACAAUAAUGAGAUGCUCGCUUUACAACAAGCCUGGGCUCUUCAUCAUUUUUUUCUGCAUUUGCUGUUAAUUUGUCUUUCUCUUUUGCUCUCGUAUGCCUUUCUAUCCUUUAGUAUUUUACAGCGCUGUCAGCAAUCGGAACUGCAAGAUUCAGAUAAAUAUUUCGACACCAUGCACAUUACAGCGAGCACGCCUUCCAACUUCAAAACCUUUACGAAUGUUCCAGUUUGUAUACCUUUUUAUGCUGCAACACGUAAUCCAUAUAAUUUACCUUCGUAUUAAUUAGUAAUCCAUAUAAUUACCGCCUUCAUAUUUCGGUGUUCUUCCUUUUGUAGAUCUUUUUUUUCUCCAUCUUCUCUUCCGCGUGUUUAGGCAUUGACUACUUCAUUUCUGAACAAGUUGGCUCUGUGAAUUUCAGUUCAUCUCCUUUUGUCUCUAUCGUAAUUGUCUGACGUCUUUUUCUUUUCUGUUCUACAGAACGUUACUCCAAUUUUUCCCUUAUUUCUACAAAUUUGUUUGUGCUGUUUUCUUUUUAUCGUUUAGAAAGAUGUGUCACAUUUGAAUAUUUUGUCCUGUUUAGCUUUGCGCCAUUAUCCCAUGUAUCGUUAUCUUUCGUCUCUGCCUACUUACAAACGCGUUAUUACAUUCCUGUGUAAUACGCACGUCCUUCUGCAAUAAGUAAUAGAAGUAAUGCCCCUACGCAAAACACCUCUUUCACUUGCUUUGUAUCGCUAGCUUGCGUCCUGUUAGUUGUCGUUACUUUAUUAUGAUCAUAAUGUUUAAUAUCCACCAGCUCAAUAGAGAAAAUCUUGCAAAAAACUUUGGUGGUUCCAAUGCAUAUAACCACGUUAAUGUAAUAGUCGACACAAAUCGCACCUCGGACUUCAAGUCACUUAGUCAUCACUUCUGCGAUCAUGUUUUUCGCACUUAAUUCGUCUAUAUUCGAUUUCGAGCAUCGAGCUGCAUUUUUCUUGUUUGACUUGUUUUUGCUUCAUUAGUUCGUAUGUUUAAUUAAUCGUUACCGUCGACGUGGAUUGUUUUCGUGUCGUCUCGGAGUUGUCCAUGCUUUGCUCUUUUAAUUUCAGUUAUUUGUCUUUCGAAAUCUAUUUUCCGCCUUCUCAUUCAUUACUAUAAUACUUUAUUAUACUUCCUUAACGUAAGUACCUCUAUAAUUCAGUUGAUUGCGUCUUUUACAUAGUGUUGUUAUUAUCAGCAUUUCGUGCAUUUCUAGAGUUAUUUCGCAUAUCUGUACCCCUCUUGCGUAUUUGGUUGCAACUGCAGCGCUAACGGCCUUUUUGGGCUAGCGGAAUCGAUUUCGCCGUUGGUUAGUCGUGCUUGUCUUUCAUGUGGAAGAACUCCAUUUGCUAUAUACUACUCCCCUUCGCUAUUGGUUCUAACGUUUUCUGUCGUUGUUCUGAACUAGAACGAAUCGCCCUGUUGUUUAUAAGACGCCAGGAUAAAGCCCGAAAAAAAUAUUAGAUUAGAUUAGAUUAGAUUAGAGAGUAUUUUUUAGCAUUUGGUUAUCUUUGAUUAGCCAAAAACCGCAAACACAGCUCUCUUAUCUGUGUAUAAUAGCACAUGCGACAUGUAAGGAAAAUUGUCUUCUAUAUUAUUUGAUUCAUUCUGAUUUGAUAUACUGGCUCGCAUUUUGAUAGCGCCAUUAAUAGCUUAUUAAUUAAAAGCCAAAUAUAGAGCACUAGGUUUUCUCCGCAGAUCUCUAGUUUUGGCUACCAGUAAAUCAACCUGUGGCCAAACAUUUUUAUCCACGAGGAAUAGGGACAGAAGGCUACUUAUUUAAGAGGGGUACCGCGCGUCAUAUUUAGCACGAAGUCGCCACAAGUGUCCUCUUUACAUGGAUAUCUAUACAAUGAUGCAAACAACAGAAUUCACAAUGUAGUCCGUUGUAUACAAGUCUUCGUUACGCGCCUAAUUAAGAUGGCUUUAUUCGCCAUCAACUAACAUCAUUACACUGUGUGGUCGACAUCGCGUAUUGAGAAAAUCUUCUUUCUCUUCGUCCUUUAUAUAUGGAUUAUUAAUUCAUUUCAGUUUGCCCAUUCUAUAUGUUUUGUCCUUCAUUGAGCCAGAACAUUCACAAUCCACUACCAUUCCAUUAUUAAAGUAAUAAUAGUGAUAGUAAUAAUAAUAUAGGAAUUAUGAUGACGAUGAAAUGGGUCUCUGUGUACCUUCACAUAGUAAAUGUGUGAUCCGCUCUCCGUGUAUAUGUAACACUGUAACGUGUAUAGUAUGAACAGCGUUCUUUGUCUGACUCCGUGUGUCUUUCGCAAUCUCUGCAUUUCACAGUUGUCUCCAAUGCGUUUUAUUAUCAUUAUUUUGUAAUAAGUAGUCGUAUCAUUUUUUUAGCAUGGUCAUACAGUUCAAUAAUGCGGUUUUCAUUACACUAAAAUAAGCACUAGGAAAUUUUAUUUACUAAUCAUCUGAGUGCUUAUUAUUUUUUUGAUACUAUUUAUCUGAGUGGCGUUGCAUGGGUUGCACUCGUUAAGCUUUCGUGACAACUUCUCCUUCGCAAUGUCUGAUCAAAUGGUGCAACGGGGCACUAUAUGAAUCGAUUGUGUUUUUGUAUGAUGCCGUGUUGUUUUCUGUAAAUGCCCAUGUGCGUUUUAUGAACGGCGUAGGAUGUGAAGAAGAAGGGAAGGUAUGGGAGCGAACUAUGGAUAAUGAGGGCAUAUGAAUAAUAUAAUAAUAGGAAUCCUACUAAUAUUAAUUAUUAUAUUAUUGUAGCAAUAACAACUGUAAUAAUAGUUAUCGACCGCCGUAAUCGUCGUAAUGCAAUCGGGUGGCAACUUUUUUCUCAACGCGAUUAUCCAGCCACCAAUGGAUGAGGUGUGCUGGCGUCUACGCCAUAGAUAAUAAUGCGACUUCCUGACCACCAAAAAACAAGGGAUAAUAUCGAUGAGUGGGUUUACGUCUCUCCGGAUGCCUGGACUGGGCACUUGCCUUUGAAAAUACUUACAAACGAUUCGGCCAGUAGCAACAGCAAUAACACUGUUAACGCCAAAUCUACCGACAUUUUUGCCUACUGAUCCUAACCAUGCUUACUCAAAAUGACCUGUUAUUGUUUCUGUAGUUAAUUUCUGAUGGCGUUUUAAUGGCGUAAAGUUUGAUGCCGACAUAAUAACUUCUGACAGAGAGAGGGUAGAUUGACUGGUAGUGAUUGGAGAAGUGGUAAAGACGAAGCAAAAGAAAUUUUUGUGGAUGCAAUCUUUCACAUAUCUUAUCGAGGCCAACUUAAAUUACGUAGGUGACUUGUUUAGCUUGCUUAAUGAUUAUUCGGUCAUAUUAUAUCACCACAAUGAGGUCGCUGCGUUCUUGCGAAAAUUGUUUAGAUGUGCGGAUGUAUGAAAGAAAAAAGUCGUCAUAGCGACCUACUAUUGUUUAGUGCUGUCUCUAUCUUUACGGUGAAUGAGAAAAACAGCAAUUUCGCUAUUCAGCUACGUGAGAGAGAUGUUCCGCCGCUCUGACACGUCCUGACAGGGAUUCUUUUGCCGGCAGGAAAGGGUCAAUGCAUUUGCGUGUAACUUUCGUCAACCAUCCAUAUGUGUUCUCUAUCAUUCAUAUAUCACUACCAUCUCGUCAAGCUCUAUUUUCAUCUUCGGUCUCGGUUUUACCGACUCAUAAUUACGCAGUCAUGCAUGUUAUAAUAAUAGUAGAUCAUCGAAUCAUUAUCAAUCAAAUCUCCACUCAGAAAUAAUGGAUCAGCCGUGUUCCUCAAUUAUUAGUAAUUACUCAAUCAGUUUGUGAUUAAACAUUGCAUUCGGCUUAAUCACUUAUUAAUCAUUAAUAUUUUUUUAUACAUGUACGCACACAAUUGCAUUUUCUCUUGUCUGACAUUUUCUGCCACUAUGAUUACUAUUAUUACUAUCGUUACCAUCAAUGUUUUAGUAUGUUCAAUAUUAUCAGUAUAUUAAUAAUAUCACUAAUAUAUAUGUUUAUGUAUAUCAAUAUUUAGCAGUAUUAUUAACUAUUUUUCAUAAUAUUUAUAAUUAUCGUUCUCAGCAUUAUAUCUGUCUGUAGGUUUUAUGGCCUUUCAGCCAUUGCCUCGCUUCUUUCAUGUGCGCCUUCGUCGUUAGCGGUCAUUAUGUUUCUUCAUCUUUCUUUUCAUUUAUAUUGGGUUAUUUUCCUCCUUUUAUAAUUACUACCGUAUUGAUACCAUUUCUGGAUUUUUCGUCGUCUAUCGUACAUUAUUGUUAUAUAUAUAUAUAUAUAUGUUCUGACUAUCUACUCGACGACCGCAUUUAGAUAGACCGCAAUUUUUUUUAUGGGUCUGUGCCGUACAUUAGCUCCACACAAUUACAAUUUUAUUUUUUUUCUCGCUUGCCUAAUGAAUGAGCUUGUGCCAUGGUUUUCACCUACAAUUUACUUACGAUACAAAACUUUAAAAAGCAAAAUACAUUUCCUCAGAAAUCAAGGGCAUAUUCCUGUAUGAGAAGAAUCAAUUAGAUCAAUUAGAAACGAUGUAGGUGAGCAAAAAUGCCAAAGAAGAACCGAAACUCCUGCGUCUCAAUUUCCAAGCCAUCAAGCUGAUCGAUGCUGCCAAAUCUACUGACGUCUGCUAUUCCUUACCCAGUGCUGCUACAUGGCAUUCUAUUGAUUCCGGUAAUUUCUUAAGUAGAAACACGUCUGCAAAUUGUCAGUACAGCUCACAUUCUAUUCGAAAUACAAAUAAAAAAAAAACAAAACUAUGAACAUUUUCUGAAAAUGUUUUCCUCUGCAACUUGACGUAGCAGCACUAUUUAUAGUUUUGUAUCAUUUUGUGGUGUAGAUAGUUUUGAGCAUUGUUUUCAAGUUAUAUCUGUGUAGGUUCUACGUCCACUAUUGUAAUAGAACUAUUUUCAAUGUACUCAUUAUUGCUAGUGUUACUCUUGUUGUUUUUUGCGACUAUAUGUGAAGACGUUCGAUGUAUGUCUUAGCGUUAUUAUAAAGCUAUUACAUAGCAUUUGUGUAGUAUAAUCCACAUUGCUAAGGGCCUGUUUAAAUUUUAUUCAAUAAUAAAACUAGCCUUUUAUUGUCCCCAUUAUUUGCGUAGAGCUUUAGUGUAGAGACUAAUAUGCUACCUGACAAAGAUGCGCAUUUCUAGUACCUGCUUGUGUGUCUGAACACAUCUGUGUGUGUGUCUCCGAUGGUUGGUUUGGCUGCGAGAGCUAAAUCCUUGGUUUUUCCAUCAUCAUAUGGUCACGCCAAAGGGAAUAUAUAAAUCCAAAGGAGUCUUACAGCGAAGGAACGGCUACAAUCUCCCACAAUUGUUAACGCCAUUAAUAUUAAAUGAAAACAGUUCUACUUUAUAGCGGCAUUGCGCAGCAUGAAUUUUAAUUAAUUGUUAUUUAAUUCUAGCAGCAUUAAAUUGUAGCAGAUAUAUGCAUUAUUUUUCAUAGUGAUUAACGACGAUAAAGGUGAAUUGUCAUUGGGAAAUUUGCUGUGAAAAUAUUGUCUAUGCAUUUAUAAAUUGUGUGAAUUAAACUCUCAUAAAAGCAGUAAUGUUAUCGUAUACACGUAUGUACGGAUGCAAACAUUCGCUAUGUAAUUACAGUUUAAAAAUGGAUAGGCAGUGGCGACCAGUUCUUCUUUGUGUUUAUAUACUCAUUUUCGUAUUAAGACCGUAGACACGCAAGCAGACGAUUUUUUUCAUUCUCGAAUUUUGCCCCAGUGCGGGCAGCCAAGACGGCUUAAAAUAAAAUAUAGCGGUAGUUUUCCAUGUAAUUGUCGUGUUGAAAUUAUUUGACGAUUCUUCAUUGUGAUUUUUGCUGAUUUCGUUGAAUUAUAUGUGUCUGUGGCGUUGGGAAGUUUGUUGCCUACCCUUUUUCUGCUAAAAUUUUAGCCAACGUUUCAAUUAUUUUUUCGCUUCUCAGCCUUCAGCGCCCGCAUACACAUCUUAUUUGUGUGUCAGGUGUGAAUUGUGUAUAUGUUCAUAGCUAUCCCAUUUUUGGUAAGAGGUCGAAAUUAGGAAGUGGCAGUGGCUACUUUUUGUUGUUUUUGAAUAACAAGACAAUUUCACUACAUAGAAACCAUACAAAUCGUAAGGGAAAGUAAGUCAAGCCAUGUACACUUGCGGAAAGGAUAUACUAUAUAAUGUACAAAAAAACUCACGCAUGGGGUUCAGUUCAUUGGUUGGGUUCGAUUGGAUGAUGUUUGUUAAGGACACAGCAAGAUGCUACAAGUCGGAGAAGGGAGCUUCGUCCCGUACGGAGCUUUAUUAUUUACCAUUAUCAAUAAUCCACUCUCAUCAUCAAUCAACAGCAUAAUAGUAAUGACAGCAUAAAAAUUAUUCAUUUCUUAUGGUAUAAUGAUAAUAUGGUUUGAUAGUAUUUGUGGUUGAUAGUUUUGUUGAUCUUUUGUUGCUUAAUUUGUUCGAUCGAGAAAAAAAUACACGUUGGAUAUGCUGAAACCUCUAGACACUGAACGGGACGGCCGGGGUGAGCUGAAGGUUAAUUAAGGGAGUUAAACACAUUGCUUUGUUUGGCCCACCACCGAAAAACACUCUGAACGUAUUUGCACUUCAGCAUUUUAAUGCCGUCCCUUAUUUGCCUUCUUGCCUUCAGAUUGCUCCCCGAAGAUGCCCGUAAAAUGGACGCUAGCACACGAAAGGAAACAGCCUUCGCUAUUUUGUUUCUCCCACUAAAUCCGUUCCCAAUAAUACGCACAAGAGCACACACACAACACCGUCCCGUCCACUCAACAUCCAAAUUCCUGAGAUCAUUCCGGUAAUUAUCUAGACUAUGUUGUAUAAUAUUAAAUUAUCGGGUAGUGGCAAUAUAAUUAGUUGUAAUAAUAAUUAUAAUAGUGGAAGUGAAAUGGUCAUGACAAGAAUAUAAUAAUGAAACUACAUUACAUCAAAUAAAAAUACGAUGGAUACAUGUUACAUCAGUCAUAAUGAAAUGUCCGUGUUGGGUGCGUGUCCCCACUUCUCCGUGAGCGAGCCAGUCAGCCGGCACAAGCCCAAAAUGCAGGCUGCUGGGAAUGGUGCCGCCACUGUUGCUGCUGUUAAAGCAAUGCUGCCUAGAGUCACUGUACAUAUUCUUCAGUCUUUCGUUUACUUUGUCUAUUUUCUUUAUUCCUGUCGUCAACACACAUAGCUUUUUGCAUUCACCUUCUUUCUCUUUCUGUCUCGAUAUCUUGUGUCUUGUUAUGCCGUAUUCUUCCAUGUUUGUUUGUUACGCAGUACGCAUUAGUCGCUUUCGUUGGCAGCUAUUGUUUGUUAAUGGUGCUUUCUGAUUUUUGCUGAUUUUUCUCCUGUACACGUCACUUGUUUAACGUAUCCCAUUAAUAACUGAAGCUUCGUAUGCGUCGUUACUUACACGUGGUAUGAGCCAGCGAGGUCAACAUAUAUAGUUUCUAUGUUUUUCCUACAAAUGACUCUCAGAAACAAUUUCCACUGUAUAUACUGCCAAUAAUGCGCUUUCGUUCGUAUAUUGACAAAGAGACGACAAAAACUGGCAAACAAAUGUGUCUUGAGCUGCUCACAAGGAGUAAGAAAAAUGCAUUUAACUGAACUGCUCGAAUUCCCUAUUGCAUUAAUUGUAUGCGCAAAUCAUAAUAAUUUGAUUAUAAUCAAUCAUGAAUAGAGCAUCGCCAAAUAUCUGAAUGAGAAUAUCAAUUGAAAUAUUUGUGUAUGUAUAUUCCUGUUCUGUGUGUUUAGUCUGUUUGUUGGUUGUUGUUGUUUUUUUCGCAAAUCGGAUAACCACCUCAAUAAUACACGAGAAACAUAUGUACAAUUCGCUCAUCAUCAUUAUCAUCCUUCCUUGUGUCUUCUUUGUUUUAUUUCCGACGCACUCUGAGUGUGUGAUGUAUUUCUUUUAAUAUAUAUAUAUAUAUAUAUAUAUAUAUAUAUAUAUAAUAUCGAUCGAUCGAUUUCCUUAUACUCUUCCAAAUGGCUUCAAAUUUUGUGCAUGACACCAUUUUUUCUUUUUCAUUGUUUCUCCACCAUCUUCAUCUUGUUUUCUUUUUCUCUCUUUUCAUCUCUCAUCAUAUAGCAUAAUGACGUUUAUAAUAGCAAUAAUAAUUAUAGCAGUCAUUACAGUGAUCGUAGUAAUAGUCAUAAUAAUAAUAAUAAUAAUAGCAAUCAUCAUAACCUUAGCAUUAGCACAGUAGUGGUAAUCGUACAAGGAACCUGAUACAAUGCGCGAGAGAGA
Messenger RNA from Varroa destructor (honeybee mite), 13862 nucleotides. RefSeq names its product ADP-dependent glucokinase. Gene Ontology annotation, biological process: glucose metabolic process. Gene Ontology annotation, molecular function: ADP-specific glucokinase activity. Lineage: Eukaryota; Metazoa; Arthropoda; Arachnida; Mesostigmata; Varroidae. The record is from RefSeq and is a predicted model, not a curated record. Gene Ontology annotation, cellular component: endoplasmic reticulum.